Molecule: messenger RNA, 1473 nt
Organism: Aspergillus puulaauensis
Lineage: Eukaryota; Fungi; Ascomycota; Eurotiomycetes; Eurotiales; Aspergillaceae
Gene: RPA49
Product: DNA-directed RNA polymerase I subunit RPA49
Exons: 3
Coding region: 1-1473 (490 amino acids)
Biological process (GO): nucleolar large rRNA transcription by RNA polymerase I; RNA polymerase I preinitiation complex assembly; transcription elongation by RNA polymerase I
Cellular component (GO): RNA polymerase I complex
Molecular function (GO): DNA binding
Source: RefSeq, a predicted model, not a curated record
AUGGCCUCCGACAAGACUGAGAAGAAGCGCAAGCGUGCCUCAGACCGCCAUGAACGACCAACCAAGAAGCCAGCCCUGGAUCUGCAAAGCCUACCCCCAUUAAAGUCCAAUUUGACUAAGGACGACAGCGAGCUCGCUCCUGCGCUGGUAAACACACCCGGAGUCACCAAGCAACCUAAUGUCCGCCUGAACCCAUACCUAAAAACCCGCAGCCAUGCUGUCGAUGGCCAUUCCGCGGGGAACGAUGGGAUUGCAACCACAGAAUUAUUGCUGCAGUCUUCAGAACACCCGAAGUUGGACUUUGUGGGUCGGGAAGCUAAUGAUGAUGCCGAUUCUCAACUGAAGCAUUAUGUUGCUGUUGUGGAUCCCGUGAGCAAGACAUGGGAGUUCGUUGAGGCGAGGAGACUUACGCUUCGCGGUGCAGUGAGGAGGGCGGCUUCAGCGGAAGACGAAGAGGAAGAGAGCGAGGAUGAGGAAAUGAGAACCAUGCGUGAACAGAAAACAGACCUCACAUACACAUUCGGUACAAAGAAGUCGCGGAAAGCAACCCAAUCCAUGGCCGAAAACGCACAACUAUCCAAUGCACCCGAGGGCGCCGCAACAGCCGCAGAGUCCGCCCUUCUUCAAUCCAUGCCCGCCGACGCCGCCAGAGACAUCGCAGCCAAGUCAGCAGCAGUCCAAGCCGAAAUACAAGCCUCAAAGCCCUUACCUUCGGCAAACCUCGACGCAAAACACCCUUCAGAGGUAUACCCUAUCGAAAACCUGGUCCCCAACGGCAACGCCACCCUCCGCCAACUCCCCAUCAAGGACUGGCAGGAUACCAUCUCCUCCGGGCUCGAGGUCAUUACUUCCUCACGUUACGUUGCCAACCGCAUCUACGACGUCGUCGAGUCCGGAAACACAACACACCUCCAGAUCCUCCGCUUCGUGCUCGUCCUCAUCGAACUCGCCCGCGCCCUCGGCUCCGGCAAACCAAGCCGCGGCCCCAAACGCCUCCCAUCCCGCGACGACCUGCGCCAGAUCCUCUCCAGCGGCUCAAAGAACGCCAACGACGACCCGUCCCCACAAAUCCCAGACCCCGUCAUCGACGCCAUCCGCCGCAAAUUCGCACCCGGCGGCUCAACCCUCUCCAAGAACGACAUCACCCUCCUCAAAACUACCAUUUGUGCACUUACGCUCCAUAUCCCCCCGCAACCAGUUAAAGAUGGUAUCCCCACGCCUAACGGCGGAAAUAUUCCGAAUGAAAUGGCCACGGACCCGUCGGAUCUACGUGAUGACUUGCAGUGUGAGAAUGCGGAUAUCCAGCAGUACUUCCGCGAGUUGGGAUGUCGGGUUGAUAAGCCUAGGGAGACGGAGUUCGCUAAGUGGGAUGUUCGGGGUGGCAAGGCCCAGGCUGCGACGAUGAGGAUCGCGAGACUUAAGCUUCCUGUGGAGUUCCCCAAAGUUAGCCGAGCUGGUGGGAAGAGGAGGUAG